Messenger RNA from Parathielavia appendiculata, 653 nucleotides. RefSeq lists its product as uncharacterized. NCBI's taxonomy places the organism in Eukaryota, Fungi, Ascomycota, Sordariomycetes, Sordariales, Chaetomiaceae. The transcript has 5 exons. The record is from RefSeq and is a predicted model, not a curated record. The coding region runs from base 261 to 542 and encodes 93 amino acids.
AAUCGGGGGCUCCGAUUUCACUACCUCCUAUGGUAGGCGUAUACGUAUAUAUGCCUUGUGUUGCUUGCAAUAAUGGGAUCUUGUUUUGGCUUUCCUAGCUAACUGCCCAAUUUUAUGAGGUGGCAGGCCAAAUAAGUGUGGGGCUGACUGGCUUCUAAGCAUGACAGCAGUUCUCGUUUCGAUACAGCACGCAGCGGUACGCAACAGCUCAACCGCAACAACCAUUUCCAACCAACGUCUCCCGACGCAACCACAUCAUAAUGGGCGGCGGCGGAAAGAUCCCCUACCCCAAGCACGUCUGGUCGCCGGCCGGUGGUUGGUAUGCGCAGCCAGCCAACUGGAAGGCCAACACGGCCAUCUUCGGCGUCGUCAUCUUCGGCAUCACCGCCCUCGUCUGGAACCUGAGCGCCGAGAGGGAAUACCGCCACAAGAUGCCUGAGCCCGGCCGUUUCUACCCCAGCAGAAAUUGGAGCAAGCAGAUCAUUGAGCACGAGCGCGCGCAAGAGCAGGCGGCAAAGGCAAAGCAACAGGAGGAGUCAUGAUUGCGGUUUGGGAAUGGGACUGUUCACUUAUUCUGUACGUGAUGGAAUAGAUGGGAUUGCGGCACAUUUAUUGCGUGUGCAUGGGCCGUAUUUGUCCAUCGCGACCAAUGC